GACUCCCUUCUCGUCUCGAGGCCUGUGGCGUCUGGGUCCGUUGGGGCAGAACCAUGGAGGAAAAGCCUUCGAAAGUGUCGCUCAAGUCUUCCGACCGCCAAGGCUCGGACGAGGAGAGCGUGCAUAGCGACACUCGGGACCUGUGGACCACGACCACGCUGUCCCAGGCACAGCUGAACAUGCCGCUGUCCGAGGUCUGCGAGGGCUUCGACGAGGAGGGCCGCAACAUUAGCAAGACCCGCGGGUGGCACAGCCCGGGGCGGGGCUCGUUGGACGAGGGGUACAAGGCCAGCCACAAGCCGGAGGAACUGGACGAGCACGCGCUGGUGGAGCUGGAGUUGCACCGCGGCAGCUCCAUGGAAAUCAAUCUGGGGGAGAAGGACACUGCAUCCCAGAUCGAGGCCGAAAAGUCUUCCUCAAUGUCAUCACUCAAUAUUGCGAAGCACAUGCCCCAUCGAGCCUACUGGGCAGAGCAGCAGAGCAGGCUGCCACUGCCCCUGAUGGAACUCAUGGAGAAUGAAGCUCUGGAAAUCCUCACCAAAGCCCUCCGGAGCUACCAGUUAGGGAUCGGCAGGGACCACUUCCUGACUAAGGAGCUGCAGCGAUACAUCGAAGGGCUCAAGAAGCGCCGGAGCAAGAGGCUGUACGUGAAUUAAAAACGCCACCUUGGGCUCGAGCAGCGACCCGAACCAGCCCCGUGCCAGCCCGGUCCCCAGACCCAAGCCUGACCCCAUCCGAGUGGAAUUUGAGUCCUAAAGAAAUAAAAGAGUCGAUGCAUGG
Messenger RNA from Homo sapiens (human), 780 nucleotides. It is a transcript of the gene CATSPERZ, whose product is annotated as catsper channel auxiliary subunit zeta. Gene Ontology annotation, biological process: flagellated sperm motility; sperm capacitation. Gene Ontology annotation, cellular component: CatSper complex. NCBI's taxonomy places the organism in Eukaryota, Metazoa, Chordata, Mammalia, Primates, Hominidae. Bases 54 to 656 code for a protein of 200 amino acids. The transcript has 5 exons. The record is from RefSeq and is marked validated.